This is a messenger RNA of Megalops cyprinoides (Indo-Pacific tarpon), 1442 nucleotides long. RefSeq names its product endoplasmic reticulum protein SC65-like. Gene Ontology annotation, molecular function: collagen binding; protein binding. The record is from RefSeq and is a predicted model, not a curated record. NCBI's taxonomy places the organism in Eukaryota, Metazoa, Chordata, Actinopteri, Elopiformes, Megalopidae. Gene Ontology annotation, biological process: peptidyl-lysine hydroxylation; collagen fibril organization. The coding region runs from base 2 to 1306 and encodes 434 amino acids. Gene Ontology annotation, cellular component: endoplasmic reticulum. The transcript is spliced from 7 exons.
CAUGGCCUCAUACGCCCUACGCAUAAAAAGAGCUCUGCUCCCACUUUGUGUGUGCUCUUCUUUAAUAUUUGCCGUGGUAAACGGGCAGUACGAAAUCUACAGUUUCAAAAGCUAUCCGAAAAGUGAGCUCAUGCCCCUGGAAUCUGCAUACGGGAUUGCACUGGACCAGUACGCCGCUGAGAACUGGAGCGAGAGCGUCAAAUACUUAGAGCUGAGUUUGCGUCUGCACCGGCUCCUGAGAGACAGCGAAGCUUUUUGUAGCCAGAACUGCAGUCAUGUUGGUCGGGACUCCCAAGACUUCCUUUUAUCCAGUAAUGAUCUUCGAGUCUUGCGGCACAUUUUACUCCGAGCGUCUUGCCUCAAGAAGUGUAAGGAGAACUUCCCCGUGUUCAAAUUGUCCUACCCUAGGAGGGAGGUGUUGGAUGCUUUCGAGAACAGAGUUCCUUACCAGUACAUGCAGUCCGCUUAUUACCAGCUGAACAACCUUGAGAAGUCAGUGGCAGCAGCCCACACCUUCUUGCAGAAGAAUCCUGAUGACCCCUUUAUGACAAAGAUCAUGGACUACUACAAGACCCUGUUUUACCUUGAUGAAUAUCUCAUUAACCAUGAGGAACAGCCCUAUGAGGGUGUGUUCCUGAAAGCAGUGAAGCUCUUUAACUCAGGUGACUUCAGCAGCAGUGCUAGGGAAAUGGAGCAGGCUGCCAGUGACUACUUCAAGGCAUAUGACCUAUGUUUGGCAGGCUGUGAGGCAGCCCAGGAGGUCACAGAAUUCAAGGACUUCUACCCCUCUCUGGCAGAUCUGUACAAGGAAGCGCUCAAGUGUAAGGUGAAAUGUGAGGACCGCUUGAUGCCGAAUGUGGGAGGGUACUUUGUCGAGAAGUUUGUGGCCACAAUGUACCACUACCUGCAGUUUGCCUAUUAUAAGCUGAACGAUGUGCAAAAUGCUGCCCCCUGUGCUGCCAGCUAUGUGCUCUUUGACCCCAAGGACCAGAUCAUGCAGCACAACAUGGUGUACUACCGUUUCUACCGUGAGCAGUGGGGCCUGGAGGACAAGCACUUCCAGCCCCGGCUGGAUGCUGUGAGGUAUUAUAACCAGACUACCAUGCAGAAACAGAUGCUGGAAUUUGCAGAGAGUUACUUACAGUCUGAUGAUGAGGAUGUGGUGAAUCUGGAAGAAGUGGCUACUGCACGGACAGACUCUCCUGAUAAUGAGUUCGAAGGUGUUGGGGACUAUGAGGAGUCCUUCUAUGCUGAUUGGUGGCAAGAACCCAAAAGCAAAGGGGAUACUGGUGAGCCUGAUAACUGACAAUUUUCGCUCAUCGUGCUGGACAUGCCAAAGAAGGAGAGGCUCGGCCUGCUGGAAGGGAAAUUCAUCUUAGCACAGCCGCCCAUGAUCCCAUCAUGCAGUGCCAAGUUCUAUGGAAAUAUGAUAAUGUUGAUGA